Molecule: messenger RNA, 4608 nt
Organism: Populus nigra (black poplar)
Lineage: Eukaryota; Viridiplantae; Streptophyta; Magnoliopsida; Malpighiales; Salicaceae
Product: pleiotropic drug resistance protein 1-like
Exons: 24
Coding region: 116-4414 (1432 amino acids)
Cellular component (GO): membrane
Molecular function (GO): ATP hydrolysis activity; ATP binding; ABC-type transporter activity
Source: RefSeq, a predicted model, not a curated record
GUUUCAAGGAACUCCCCUUCUGAUUAGUAGUUUUCUUUGGAACGAGUUUUAGAAAGAGACGCCAAAAGAAGUGUGGUUAAUUUAGGCUCGAAGAAGCUCUUCUGAUCUUUCAGCAAUGGAAGGUGCAGAUGAUAUUUAUAGAGCAUGUAGUUUACAACGAGGUGGCUCUUCUUUAUGGACAAACAAUGUUUCAGAUGCAUUCUCAAAAUCUUCAAGAGAUGAAGAUGAUGAAGAAGCUCUAAAAUGGGCUGCUAUUGAGAGACUACCUACUUUCAAUCGUUUACAAAAAGGUUUGUUGGCUACAUCAAAAGGUGCCAAUGAAAUCUACAUUCAAAAUCUUGGGAUUCAUGAAAGAAAGGGAUUGCUCGAGAGGUUGAUCGAUGUUUCUGAAGAAGAUAAUGAGAAGUUCUUGAAAAAGCUCAAGAGCCGCAUUGAAAGAGUUGGAAUUGAUCUCCCCACAAUUGAAGUUCGAUUCGAGCAUCUAAAUAUUAAAGCAGAAGCUCAUGAAGGAAGCAGAGCAUUACCAUCGAUGAUUAACUUCUGUGUUGAUUUUGCAGAGGGCUUAUUCAACUAUCUUCACAUCAUUCCGAGUAAAAAGAAACAAGUUUCCAUCCUUGAGGAUGUUAGUGGAAUCAUCAAACCAUCAAGAAUGACAUUGCUUUUGGGUCCUCCAAGUUCUGGAAAGACAACUCUUUUGUUGGCUUUGGCCGGAAAGCUUGAUCCUAAUCUAAAGUUCUCCGGUAGGGUGACAUACAACGGUCAUGGGAUGAAUGAGUUUGUACCCCAGAGAUCAGCUGCCUAUAUAAGUCAGUAUGAUACCCAUUUAGGAGAAAUGACUGUAAGGGAAACUUUGGCCUUUGCUGCAAGAUGCCAAGGGGUUGGACACCGUUAUGAGAUGUUAGCAGAGUUAUCAAGAAGAGAGAAAGAGGCAAGCAUCAAGCCUGAUCCUGAUAUUGAUGUCUUCAUGAAGGCUAUAGCAACAGAAGGUCAGAAGACAAGUGUGAUGACAGAUUAUAUUAUGAAGAUUUUAGGACUAGAAGUCUGUGCAGAUAUUAUGGUAGGAAGUGAAAUGGUAAGGGGGAUCUCUGGAGGACAAAGGAAACGUGUUACAACUGGUGAGAUGCUGGUUGGACCAGCAAAGGCUUUGUUUAUGGACGAGAUUUCAACUGGAUUGGACAGCUCAACAACUUUCCAGAUCGUGAAUUCCUUGAAACAUACCAUUCACAUUCUCAAUGGAACUGCUGUCAUUUCACUCCUCCAGCCAGCACCAGAGACAUACGAUCUCUUUGAUGACAUUAUUCUCCUAUCUGAUGGCCAGAUUGUGUACCAGGGUCCCCGCGAACAUGUGCUUCAAUUUUUUGAAUCUAUGGGCUUCAAGUGUCCCGAAAGAAAAGGAGUGGCUGAUUUCUUGCAAGAAAUAACAUCAAGGAAAGAUCAGCAGCAGUAUUGGAUGCAUAAAGAUGAGCCUUACAGUUUUGUCACAGUUAAGGAAUUUGCUGAAGCUUUUCAGUCUUUCCACGUCGGAUGUAGAAUUGGAGAUGCUCUUUCAACUCCAUUUGAAAAGUCCCAGAGUCAUCCGGCUGCUUUGAAAACUAGAAAGUAUGGCACUGGAAAAAUGGAGCUGCUUAAGGCUUGCUUCUUAAGAGAAUGGCUUCUUAUGAAAAGGAACUCAUUUGUCUACUUCUUCAAGCUCGCUCAACUUACAUUGAUGUCAAUAAUUGCGAUGACACUCUUUUUCCGGACUGAAAUGCACAAGAACUCAGUAUCUGAGGGAGGAGUUUAUUCGGGUGCUUUGUUCUACUCCUUGGCUUUGAUGAUGUUUAUCGGUAUGCCAGAGAUUUCCAUGACCAUAGGAGGCCUUCCUGUGUUUUACAAGCAAAGGGACCUCCUAUUCUAUCCUUCAUGGGCUUUUUCUCUUCCCUCAUGGAUCCUUAGAAUUCCUGUCACACUCAUACAGACCACUAUUUGGGUGGCCCUCACAUAUUAUGUAAUCGGAUAUGAUCCUAAUGUUGGAAGGUUGUUCAAACAGUAUCUUCUGCUUGUUGUUGUGAGCCAGAUGGCUUCUGCAUUAUUCCGUUUUAUUGGUGGACUAGGAAGAAGCAUGAUUGUUGCUAACACCUUUGGGUCAUUUGCACUGCUCAUACUGUUCGCAUUGGGUGGCUUUGUCUUGUCUCAUGGUGACAUAAAGAAAUGGUGGAUAUGGGGUUACUGGAUUUCACCACUGAUGUAUGGACAGAAUGCAAUAGUAGUUAAUGAGUUCCUUGGGAAGAGCUGGAGUCAUGUUCUCCCAAACUCAAACGAAUCACUGGGAAUUGAAGUUCUGAAAUCACGUGGAUUCGUUACGGAUGCAUAUUGGUAUUGGAUAGGAGUAGGUGCAUUGGGGGGAUUCACAAUACUAUUCAACAUUUGCUACACUCUGGCUCUUGCUUUCCUGAACCCAUUUCGGAAGUCUCAGGCUGUUAUAUCCAAGGAUUCUGAAAGCAUUAAACCAGGAGUAACUGGAGGAGCUAUUCAAUUAUCGAACCAUGGAAGUAGGCACCAAAAUGAUAAAGAGAUCAUCUCUGAGGCUAACAAUCAGAAGCAAAAAGGAAUGAUUCUACCAUUUGAACCUUUUUCCAUCACCUUUGAUGAGAUCAAGUACUCGGUUGACAUGCCACAGGAAAUGAAAAAUCAGGGCAUUCUCGAAGAUAAAUUGGAGCUUUUGAAGGGAGUGAGCGGUGCUUUUAGGCCAGGUGUUCUCACAGCUCUAAUGGGUGUCAGUGGUGCUGGUAAAACCACUCUGAUGGAUGUUCUGGCUGGUAGGAAAACUGGGGGAUAUAUUGAGGGAAACAUCACAAUUUCAGGCCAUCCCAAGAAACAAGAAACUUUUGCUAGAAUUUCAGGGUAUUGCGAGCAAAAUGACAUCCAUUCUCCACACGUUACAGUUUAUGAAUCCCUGCUCUACUCAGGCUGGCUUCGUCUACCUCCUGAAGUGGAUGCUGAAACCAGAAAGAUGUUCAUUGAGGAAGUCAUGGAGCUUGUGGAGCUGAAUCCAUCGAGGCAAGCAUUAGUUGGACUGCCUGGUGUAAGUGGCCUGUCUACUGAGCAAAGGAAGCGGCUGACUAUUGCAGUUGAGCUGGUGGCGAACCCUUCUAUUAUAUUUAUGGACGAGCCUACUUCAGGUUUGGAUGCAAGAGCUGCAGCAAUUGUUAUGAGAACGGUUAGGAACACUGUGGACACAGGAAGAACAGUUGUGUGCACCAUCCAUCAGCCAAGCAUCGACAUAUUUGAAUCUUUUGAUGAGCUAUUUCUAAUGAAGCGCGGAGGACAAGAGAUAUAUGUUGGGCCAUUGGGUCGACAUUCUAGCCAGUUGAUCAAGUAUUUUGAGGGAAUUGAGGGAGUUGAGAAGAUUAGAGAUGGACAUAACCCAGCAACUUGGAUGUUGGAUGUUACCUCUUUAGGACAUGAAGCAGCAUCGGGGAUAGAUUUUGCUUCUAUAUAUAAAAAUUCAGAGCUAUACAGGAGAAACAAAGCACGUAUUCAGGAAUUAAGCACCCCUGCUCCUGGUUCAAAGGACCUCUUCUUUCCUACACAGUACUCGCAGUCGUUUUUGGUCCAAUGCUUGGCUUGUUUAUGGAAGCAACAUUGGUCCUAUUGGCGUAAUCCUUCCUAUACUGCCGUAAGACUUCUCUUUACAACCGCCAUAGCCUUGAUUUUUGGUUCAAUGUUCUGGAACCUCGGUUCGAAAACGAAAAGGAAACAAGAUCUUUUUAAUGCCAUGGGUUCCAUGUAUGCUGCAAUUAUCUUCCUCGGAAUCCAAAAUUCAUCCUCUGUGCAGCCAGUUGUGGCUGUUGAAAGAACUGUAUUCUACAGGGAGAAAGCUGCUGGAAUGUAUUCAUCCAUGCCCUAUGCCUUGGCACAGAUCCUGAUUGAGCUUCCAUAUAUUUUCACCCAAUCUGUGGUAUAUGGUCUAAUAGUCUAUGCCAUGAUUGGAUUUGAAUGGACUGCUGCUAAGUUCUUCUGGUAUCUGUUCUUCAUGUUCUUCACACUGUUAUACUUCACCUUCUAUGGCAUGAUGACUGUUGCUGCAACGCCAAACCAACACGUUGCAUCCAUAGUUUCCUCCGCAUUCUAUUCAGUGUGGAAUCUCUUUUCAGGAUUUAUAAUCCCAAGACCUCGGAUUCCUGUAUGGUGGAGAUGGUAUGCUUGGAUAUGUCCAGUUUCAUGGACUUUGUAUGGAUUACUUUCUUCACAGUUUGGAGAUAUAAAGGAAAAACUUGAUACAGGGGAAACAGUCGAAGAUUUUGUCAGGAACUAUUUCGGUUUCAAACAUGAACUUUUAGGAGUUGCCGCAGCAGCAGUUUUUGGAUUUGCCACAGUAUUUGGACUUACCUUUAUCAUGUCCAUUAAGUUUUUCAAUUUCCAGAGGCGAUAAGAUAUCUGCAAAAUUAUUUCUAGUUCAGCUAUCAAAAGUUCUCUGUAUAGUUUUUUGUACUACAGGGUAUUAUCCCCAUUAUAAUCAGCUAAGAAUUUAAGAGAAGAAACAUGUCCAGCUACCACCUGCACACAAACAUGUAUAUAUAUACAUAUACACACCAAUACUUGAUAAAAGUGAAGAUAUUCAAAUCA